CACACACCGCAGAACUCUCAGUGCCACGGACAUCAUGGAGAAGUCUAGAUUUUCAGGCAAUAGUUUACCAUGUGGCUUAAAUUCCAGCCCUGCCAUGCAAACAAGAGAAAGAGGAGGAGACCAUGUUACAGACAGCAAGUCCCAAGCCACCACAAACCUUAAAGAGACAGCGUGUCUCGAGGAGGAAAGGAAGAAAGAAAAUAAAGGCAUAAAACAUGAAGCAGGCUGUGCUAAACAAACCCGGAAGUGUCCAUUUGAGGCCUAUUUAGUAAAGUGCACACAAUUAGAGAAGGAAAACCUAGAGGUUAAAAAGAAGCUUAAAAAGAUGGAGAAAUAUUCCAGAGAAUGCAAAUCAGAGCGGCAAAGAUUUGUGGAGAGGUUUAAAGAGUUUAAAAACAUCAACAAAGACCUGGACACAAGUAACAAACAACUUCUCAUUAAAAACCAGCAAAUGAGGCAAAGAAUUACAGAGGUCUUAAAGCAGAACGGACUUCAGUCUGAAGAUCUGGAGACCGUCUCGUGCGGUGAACACUGGGAGAAGCAGCAACUAAGAGAAACACUCGUUGUUCUCCAAGACCAGGGAAAGAACUUAACCGAACCAGUCAGGGAAUCUCAAAGAAUGAAACGGGAUUCAGAAAUAGUCGAAGAGAGGAAGAUAACGCAGGUUCAACAGGAAAACCAGACUCUAAGAGAGAGACUGGACCACAUCAGUCAGGUCAUAAAAGAUGCUGAAAGUAGAGCAGAGAGAGUUGAGGAGCAGCUGGAUGAAGCAGAAUGUUGCCUGCUCACUGUAGAGACUGAGAGGAAUCUACUGCGUCAGGAAGUAAAGAGACUCCAUCAGGAAUAUAUCAGCCUUACUAACAGCAUCUCACUGCAGCUGAAAGGAAACAACAAAGCUGCCGCUCUCAGGAAACCCCACCACAGCACAGCACAGUCCACCACCUCAGCAUCCUAUAAGUAA
Carassius gibelio (silver crucian carp) is the source of this 961-nucleotide messenger RNA. RefSeq names its product cilia- and flagella-associated protein 157 (gene ccdc110). The record is from RefSeq and is a predicted model, not a curated record. Bases 35 to 961 code for a protein of 308 amino acids. Lineage: Eukaryota; Metazoa; Chordata; Actinopteri; Cypriniformes; Cyprinidae. The transcript has a single exon.